Messenger RNA from Oryza brachyantha (malo sina), 1206 nucleotides. RefSeq names its product F-box protein SKIP23-like. Bases 1 to 1206 code for a protein of 401 amino acids. The record is from RefSeq and is a predicted model, not a curated record. NCBI's taxonomy places the organism in Eukaryota, Viridiplantae, Streptophyta, Magnoliopsida, Poales, Poaceae. Gene Ontology annotation, molecular function: protein binding. The transcript has a single exon.
AUGGACGACCAAGGCGUCUGCGCUCCAUGGCCGGAGCUCCCGCCGGAGCUGGCAGGCAUAAUCUUCGGCCGCCUGCAGUCAUACAGCGACCGCGUCCGCUUCCGGGCCGUCUGCCGUGCGUGGCGCCUCGCCGCGCGGCAUCAGCACCCGCUGCCGCCGGUGCUCCCCUGGCUUCGCUUAGACCGCACCACCUUCCAGAGCCUCCCCGACGGCGAGGUCCACCGCCUGCCCGUCCCCAGCGAGCUGCCUCCGGGCACGGUCUGCCGCGGCGCGUUCGAUGGCUGGCUCCUCUACGAGAGCGGCGAGCAGCGGGAGCGCUCGCUGAGGAACCCUAUCACCAAGGCCAAGAUUGAUCUGCCCUACCACUGCGACGUCGUCAUCAACCCCGACUUCUACAACGACGGGCUCUACACCACCACCGUGUCCCUGCACGAGGCCGUCCUGCGCAAGAUCGUCGUGUGCUCGCCGGACUUCGUCGCCGCCAUCAUCGACUACGGCGAUGUUCUCUUCCACCGCCCGGGCAUGCACUCAACCUGGUCAUUAAUGGCCGCCUGCCCCGGCUUCGUGCACGACAUUGCCUUGUACCGCGGCAAGCUCUACCUCGUCACAGGCCACGGGGAGCUCGCCGUCCACGACUUUACCUCGACGCCGCAGCAUAGCAGCCGCCAUGGAUCAUCAGCAGAUCAGGAUUCUUGCGUCGACACCGUGAUCGACACGCCGCCUCCUCUUAACAAGCAGAGCCUCCCUGAAAGACACUUCUGGGACUGCAUCUUCUACCUCGUCGUGUCAUGCACCGGCGAGCUCCUGAUGGUUCGAUGGCGGUGGUGCCUUCCCGGGGUUAUCCAUUUCCGCCGUCGGUGCGCCGGCGAGCUGAGCAAGGGGAUCGAGGUGGACGUGUUCGAGGCCGACCUGGAGAAGCGCCGGUGGUCGGAGGUGAAGGAGCUAGGCGAGCAGGCUCUCUUCCUCGGCACCACCUGCUCCAAGGCGCUUCCAUUGCCGGACCAUGCCAACUGCGUUUUCUUCCUGGGCUUGAACGUGACCCGAUUUAGCCCCGACGGGACGGUCGGCGGUAUCGGCGACUGCGCCUACUGCGUGCAUGACAUGAGGAACGGCACGUUCAGCUUCGAUAAUCUGGCGUCCAUCAAGAGAGAUUUUGAACGAUCGAGAGACGAUUGGUUCUUCCCUUGUGAUGGGAUUGAAACAUGA